Pseudophryne corroboree (corroboree frog) is the source of this 1318-nucleotide messenger RNA. RefSeq names its product abhydrolase domain containing 11 (gene ABHD11). The transcript has 6 exons. The record is from RefSeq and is a predicted model, not a curated record. The coding region runs from base 98 to 1036 and encodes 312 amino acids. Gene Ontology annotation, molecular function: carboxylic ester hydrolase activity. Gene Ontology annotation, cellular component: mitochondrion. Lineage: Eukaryota; Metazoa; Chordata; Amphibia; Anura; Myobatrachidae.
CAGUAACACAGCCCCGCCCCGUGCAGCCUGUGACAGCCGCAGGAGCACCCCGAUAAUCCGAGUCCCUGUAUAAACCGGCCGCUUCCAUCGCAGCGGAAUGCGGUUACCAGGGCUCUCGCCUGCGCAUGCACGGGGCUGCUGGGGUACACUGGUGAAGGUCGCCCUCGGCGUUACAACGAGACCUUCGCUUUUCACACACCGUAAGAACCAUGGAGGAACGGUGACCUUGUCCUAUGACCUCUAUGAGGGACGGACACCUGAUCCUCCUCUUGUCUUACUUCAUGGAUUGUUUGGGAGCAAGUCAAACUUCCAGUCCAUCGCUCGAGCCUUGGUUCGCAGGACAGGCAGAAAGGUGUUGACGAUAGAUGCCCGUAACCAUGGCAGCAGUCCUCAUUGCGACGUUAUCACCUACAGUGAGAUGAGCGCUGAUGUGUGCCGGCUACUGCAACAACUACAGAUCCCUAGUUGUGUCUUAAUUGGUCACAGCAUGGGUGGCAAGACUGCCAUGACCUUGGCACUGCAAAAACCUCAUCUGGUGGAGCGCUUGGUAUCUGUGGACAUAAGUCCUUCUCCAGCAGUCCCCCAAACAGGAUUCCCACGAUAUAUCAAAGCUAUGCAAUGUGUACAGUUGGAAGGAAAGAUGCCCAGAUCAGCAGCCAGAAGACUGGCAGAGGAGCAGCUCAGAGCCACAGUGCAGGAACCAUCAGUACGACAGUUUCUGCUGACUAACUUGGUACAAGAGAAUGACCAUUUUAAGUGGAGAGUGAAUCUAGAGGCUAUCGCAAACCAUCUACCUGAUCUGCUCGACUUCCCAGAGUUUCAUACAACAUAUCCUGGGCCUGCCCUGUUCCUGGGCGGGGCAAAUUCUCCAUACAUCAGUUCAGAAAAUUAUCCUGAUAUAGAACGUCUCUUCCCGGCUGCAAGCGUGGAGUACAUUCAGGGUGCUGGGCACUGGGUGCACGCGGAGCAGACGCAGGAUUUCCUCAAAGCCAUCUGCAGCUUUAUAGAGACAACAUCACAUGAGUAUCCGGCAUAGAGCCCGCCCACGAGGAACAGUGCUACUUUAUCAAUGCUUUGCCGUCACCACAGCUGGAAAGACUUUAUAUGUAUUUAUAUGUAACAAAUUGUUUACAUAAAGGGGUAUUUAUAUUUUAAACUGGUUGACACAACUUGGAUGUAUUAUUAAUUCUGUCAUUUGUUUCUUGUGUCACCUAUAAUAAUGUUAUCUUGGCAUUAGGGAAUAAACCACGCUGGAUUCAUGCGGAAAAAAAACUAGAAGUGGUCAAUUAAAUUUUUUUUAAUUUUCAGAAUAUUUAAA